This is a messenger RNA of Heterostelium album PN500, 534 nucleotides long. It is a transcript of the gene ssr3, whose product is annotated as translocon-associated protein TRAP gamma subunit. Gene Ontology annotation, biological process: SRP-dependent cotranslational protein targeting to membrane. Lineage: Eukaryota; Evosea; Eumycetozoa; Acytosteliales; Acytosteliaceae. The transcript is spliced from 2 exons. Gene Ontology annotation, cellular component: membrane; endoplasmic reticulum. The record is from RefSeq and is a predicted model, not a curated record. The coding region runs from base 1 to 534 and encodes 177 amino acids.
AUGGUUGCUACAGAUACACUCGAUGAUGAAUUCGCUGCCUUCCGUAACGAAUCAAACGUUUCAACAGAGCAACGUGUAGUUUAUUUCAUCAAUGCCUUGAUUGUUUCAAUGGUUCCAAUUUAUUUAUAUCAUGCAAUCUUUUUCAUGUCAUUCGAUACCUACGUUAUUGUCUAUGGAUCAGUAACUUUAUUUGCCGCAAUUGUUUUGACAUUUGCCUAUAAUAAUAUCUACAGAAUCAAGAGACUAAAGUUGUCUGCCGCCAGAGAUCACACCAUCACCAUGUCCAAGGGUAACAAGUCAGUCGUCGACAAGAAGGCUGUCUAUGCCGCCAAGAAGGAGCGUCAAUCAGUCGUCACCUCACACGAGGCCAUCGCUCUCUCAAUCAUGCACAACAACGCCAUCUUCCUCAUCAGCACUUUGGUAUUCUCAUUCGUCAUUUUCAAGAAUGUACCACUUGUAUACAACUACAUCACCUCUGUCUCUUUGGCUGCCGGUGUAACCACCUUUUUGUCCACUGGUUCAAAGCACAACUAA